Molecule: messenger RNA, 4031 nt
Organism: Oncorhynchus kisutch (coho salmon)
Lineage: Eukaryota; Metazoa; Chordata; Actinopteri; Salmoniformes; Salmonidae
Gene: actn2b
Product: actinin, alpha 2b
Exons: 21
Coding region: 164-2854 (896 amino acids)
Molecular function (GO): calcium ion binding; protein binding
Source: RefSeq, a predicted model, not a curated record
GAACACCGGCAAGCGUGUGAGAGAGGGAGUCAAAUAGAAAGAUAGGGAGACAGAGGAAGUUACCCAGCCCAGAAAAAAAUACUAAAUUAUCAGUCUAAAUACAUAAGGAUAUUGGAAGACAAAAACGAAUUGAAUUUUGGAGAAUACAAAGACUUAAGACGCAAUGAUGACCCAAAUAGAGACGACAGUGCAUUAUAAUAACGGAUUCGGGGAUGAGGAGGACUACAUGAUACAGGAGGAUGAGUGGGACAGGGACAUGUUGCUGGACCCUGCCUGGGAAAAACAGCAAAGAAAGACCUUCACAGCCUGGUGUAACUCCCACCUGAGGAAAGCAGGAACACAGAUCGAGAACAUUGAGGACGACUUUAGGAAUGGCCUCAAACUCAUGCUUCUCUUGGAAGUUAUUUCAGGUGAGAGGUUACCCAAGCCUGACAGAGGGAAGAUGCGUUUUCACAAGAUUGCCAACGUCAACAAAGCCUUAGAUUUCAUCACCAGCAAAGGAGUGAAACUUGUCUCUAUUGGAGCUGAAGAAAUUGUGGAUGGUAACAUUAAGAUGACACUUGGAAUGAUAUGGACCAUCAUCCUCCGCUUUGCCAUCCAGGACAUCUCUGUAGAAGAAACCUCUGCAAAGGAAGGCCUUCUCUUGUGGUGCCAGAGAAAGACGGCCCCCUACAGGAAUGUCAAUGUCCAGAACUUCCAUGUUAGCUGGAAGGACGGACUGGCCUUCUGUGCCCUGAUUCACAGACACAGGCCUGACCUCAUCGACUACGCUAAGCUCAACAAGGAUGAUCCUAUGGGGAACCUGAACCUGGCGUUUGAAAUAGCAGAGAAGCACCUGGAUAUUCCCAAGAUGCUGGACGCAGAAGACAUCAUCAACACCCCCAAGCCUGAUGAGAGAGCUAUCAUGACCUAUGUGUCCUGCUUCUAUCAUGCAUUUGCUGGAGCCGAGCAGGCUGAAACGGCGGCCAACAGGAUCUGUAAAGUGCUGGGUGUGAACCAGGAGAAUGAGAAACUGAUGGAGGAAUACGAGAGGUUGGCCAGCGAGCUACUGGAGUGGAUCCGCCGGACCACCCCAUGGUUGGAGAACAGGACUGCAGAGAAGAACAUGGUUGAGAUGCAGAGAAAGCUGGAAGAUUUCAGAGACUACCGCCGCAUGCACAAGCCCCCCAAGGUGCAGGAGAAGUGCCAGCUGGAGAUCAGCUUCAACACCCUGCAGACCAAGCUGCGCAUCAGCAACCGUCCCGCUUUCAUGCCCUCGGAGGGAAAGAUGGUGUCUGACAUAGCCAGUGCAUGGCAGGGGCUGGAGGGGGCAGAGAAAGGCUACGAGGAGUGGCUUCUGACAGAGAUCCGAAGACUUGAGAGACUGGACCACCUGGCUGAAAAGUUCCGCCAGAAAGCCAGCACCCAUGAGACCUGGGCUAAUGGUAAAGAGCUGAUUCUAUCUCAGAAGGACUACGAGACGGCCACCCUGACGGAGGUGCGGGCGUUGCUACGGAAACACGAGUCAUUUGAGAGUGACCUGGCUGCUCAUCAGGAUAGGGUGGAGCAGAUCGCUGCCAUUGCACAGGAGCUCAAUGAGCUGGACUAUUAUGAUGUGGCUGCUGUCAACCAGAGGUGCCAGAGAAUAUGUGACCUGUGGGAUCAACUUGGUACACUGACCCAGAAGAGGAGAGAGGCUCUGGAGAGGACAGAGAAGUUGCUGGAAACCAUUGAUCAGUUGUUCCUGGAGUUUGCCAAGAGAUCAGCACCCUUCAACAACUGGAUGGAAGGGGCCAUGGAGGAUCUGCAGGACAUGUUUAUUGUACACACUAUCGAUGAGGUCCAGAGCCUGAUCUCUUCCCAUGAGCAGUUCAAGGCCACCCUCCCAGAGGCAGAUGGAGAGAGACAGGCCAUCCUGGGGAUCCACAUGGAGGUGCAGAAGAUCUCCCAGAGCUACGGCAUCAAGGCCAACCUCAUCAACCCCUACAGCACCAUCACCACCGAGGAACUCCUCGCCAAGUGGGACAGGGUGAAGAAGCUGGUUCCCCAGAGAGAAGGCUCCCUCCAGGAAGAGCUUGCCCGGCAGCAUGCUAGCGAGAGGCUGAGACGGCAGUUUGCUGUCCAGGCUAACCUCAUCGGACCAUGGAUACAGACAAGGAUGGAGGAGAUCGGCCACUGCUCCCUGGAUGUGGGUGGUACCCUGGAGGACCAGAUGACCCAGCUGAAGCAGUUUGAGCACGUCAUCGUCAUCUACAAGCCCAACAUCGACAAGCUGGAGGGAGACCACCAGCUCAUCCAGGAGUCUCUGGUGUUUGACAACAAGCACACCAACUACACUAUGGAGCACAUCCGUGUGGGCUGGGAGCUCCUCCUCACCACCAUCGCCCGCACCAUCAACGAGAUCGAGACCCAGAUCCUGACCCGUGAUGCCAAGGGCAUCAGUCAGGAACAGAUGCACGAGUUCCGCUCUUCCUUCAACCACUUUGAUCGGAAGAAACACGGGGCGAUGGACACUGAUGACUUUAGGGCCUGUCUGAUCUCCAUGGGUUAUGAUUUGGGUGAAGUGGAAUUUGCCCGCAUCAUGAUGCUGGUAGAUCCCAGUGCCACUGGCAUGGUGUCUUUCCAAUCCUUUAUUGAUUUUAUGACCAGAGAAACCACUGACACAGACACCGCCGACCAGGUCGUGGCAUCCUUCAGAAUCCUGGCAGCCAAUAAGCCCUACAUCCUGGUUGAGGAGCUGAGGAGGGAGCUCCCCCCUGACCAGGCAGAGUACUGCAUCUUGAGGAUGGCCCCUUACAGUGGUCCAGGGGGACCCGCGGGGGCUCUAGACUACACCGCCUUCUCCACUGCCCUCUACGGAGAGAGUGACCUCUAACCCUGCAAGAUGACCCCCAAGAUUGACCUUUUGAUGCCAGCCAACACUUCUGGAUGAAAUCCCCUUUAACCAAACACACUGUAAAAGCAAGGCAAAGUUAGCUAUGUUAGAUUCACAUUAGGUAGAUAUUGUACAUUUGCCUACUAUUGUGUGGCACAGUAGUUUCCCUCAUAUGAGUUCUGCGGUGAAGUGAAGAUAGCAGAUAACAAAAACUGUUCUUCUAAGAAAAAUGAUAUGAUUGUAUAAGCUACAAUAGUUUGAUAUAAUAGACCAGUUGACUACAGUAAUAGCAGCAGUUGGAUAUGUAGCUAGAACAGAAGAAUAGCAGACUAAUAGUAAACAUUGUGUCCUCAUCUCCUGUUAGUGCCUCAUCAGGAACUAACAUACAGUAUGAGUUCUGAUUGGGAAUAAGACAGAGUGGUGUAUGAUGAUCCAAACAUCAGGAUUAGGAUUAUUUAAAUGUUGGGAUAUCCGUUUGCUGAUUUGUGAGAUUAGAUCUGGACUAAUUUAGCAAAAUCUUGAUUGAAAUGACAGUAAAGUAUGCCAUUUAAGUAUCAUAAUAGGUUCUAUGAUAGCACACUGAUAACUGUGUAAGGUUAUCAAGUGUGCCUCUCAUACUCCAUUCUAAAAAAGUAAUGACCAACAUGUUGUUUAUGUCAACAAAAUGUACUUGUGAUAUAAUCAUAGCACAUGGUGCCUGCUCUAUGCUAACUUUUCUCGCAAGUUACCCAAUAUAAAUGAAGAACAGUUUGGCUAAAGGCUAUGAGUGAUUCAUUGAACAAUACGUUCCACAGUUCAUACACAAUAUAUACAUCUCAAACCCAAAGCUAAGAGCCUCUUCCCACACUUACCUGACAUUUUUCAUAAACAUGUCGGCUACACGUUACUCAAAUGUAAACCUCUGGAGGUAGUGCACAACACUCUCUCAACAGCUGCCCCCCUUGAAGCAGUGUAAACAGAAUUGUCUUGUUAAUUGGGCCAACACUCCUACAGUAUAAAUGGUACUAGUUGAGCAAUGUUUUUCAAACAGUUGAAAUGUAUAGACAUUUUCCUAAUAUUUGAGACUAAAUAUUGCAGUAACAGUCUGUUACAUUCUGAAAUUGUUGCAGUAGCUGCCGGCUGCACUGAGCCAGGUAAAACUAUGGAAGCCCAUCCUCACCACCAAAAACAUGUCAAA